This is a messenger RNA of Eruca vesicaria subsp. sativa (arugula), 1200 nucleotides long. The record is from the annotation of a GenBank genome assembly. NCBI's taxonomy places the organism in Eukaryota, Viridiplantae, Streptophyta, Magnoliopsida, Brassicales, Brassicaceae.
AUGAGGUUCAUCGUCACUUGCUUCGUCAUAGCUCUCAGCGUCCUCAUCGCGUAUUACGGCCUCGAAUACGACCACGGCUUCCUCCGUUUCGCGCAACGAUCUCCGAAAAAUCUCACCGGCGUCAAGGUUCCCGAGAAAUCUCCCUUCGACGACGACGAAGACGAUCUCAUGUCCUUGUACAUGGAAGAUUCCGAUCAAUCUUACUCUCUCCACUACGAUUUCUACCAAGACUCUUGCCCUACCGCCGAGCGAAUCAUCACCAAACGCAUCAGAGAGUUCUACGCCGCUAAACCUAGCGUAGCUCCGUCGCUAAUCCGCCUCCUCUUUCACGAUUGCUUCAUCGAGGGAUGUGAUGCAUCGGUGUUACUAGACGCAGAUGAAUCUUUUGCUUCUGAGAAAGAAGCGCCGCCGAAUCAGUCUUUGAAAGGUUUUGAUGUGAUUGAAUCAAUCAAGUCUGAGCUUGAGAGUGUAUGUCCUGGUGUUGUUUCCUGUGCAGACGUUCUUGUUUUGGCUGCUAGAGAAGCCGUUCUUAUGGCUGGUGGUCCGUUUUAUCCGCUGGAGACUGGAAGGAAGGACAGUGUAGUUGCCUUCAAAGAAAUGGCAGAACGGGAGCUUCCUUCACCUCAAGCUACUAUCUCGGUGAUUCUUGCAAGGUUUGGUACUAGAGGAUUCAACGAGAGAGAAACCGUCAGUUUAUUUGGAGCACACAGCAUAGGCACUACGCAUUGCACAUUCUUUGAGGACAGACUAUACAACUUCUCAGGAACCGGGAAGCCUGACCCUGAACUCGAUACAGGGUUGCAACAAGAGCUCAAAACCAAGUGCCCCUUCUCUGCCUCGGCGCCAUCCCCUGGCACUGGUGUAGGACCGUCCAUGCCUGCAUCAGAUUACGGUACUGUGAGCUCAGCAGGAGGGAACGAUGGAGUGAUAGACAUGAGCUACAACAACGAAGGAGGUGAGGAGAAUUUCGGAACACGCUACUACAGGAGACUGAUGCAGAAGAAAGGGUUGAUGUAUGCUGAUCAGCAACUAACCGGAAGAGAAGAGACUGAGAUGUGGGUGAGAGCAUACGCUUCUGAUACACAGUUGUUCCGACGUGACUUUGCCACGUCCAUGAUGAAACUAUCGAAUUAUCAUGUCUUGACUGGUCCUCUAGGUCAAGUCAGAACCACCUGCUCAAAGGUCCUCCCAAAGAACUGA